Molecule: messenger RNA, 2961 nt
Organism: Kwoniella shivajii
Lineage: Eukaryota; Fungi; Basidiomycota; Tremellomycetes; Tremellales; Cryptococcaceae
Exons: 4
Coding region: 1-2961 (986 amino acids)
Molecular function (GO): RNA binding
Source: RefSeq, a predicted model, not a curated record
AUGGUCUCACCACCAUCGACUCUUCCGUCACCAACGCCUUCAAGCUCAUCCCAUUCGCAUUACCAAUCGAUGUCCGGAAUACCUCCUACGGGUUCACAUCGAACACCUUCCGCCGCAUCUGUCUUUUCUCAGCAUCCAAUGUCACCGAGAGAAGCAAAAGGAUACAACCAGUAUUAUAAUGGGGUGAAUCACAUAGAUCACUCCUCGCCGAACUAUGGAGAUUACGUUCAACCACCAAUACCAGGUCAAACUCCUUACAACUCCAACAUCCCUGCGGCUUAUCUACCCCCACUCACUUCAUCACCUCCUCCGCAUCCCCCACCUUAUGUCCCACCGCCUCAACAUGCAAUGGCGCCAGAUCCAAUCCAUUCCAUCGCUACAGCAGGACAGGGGAUGUUGGGAAUUGGUCCAGUGUCUCCAACAGGUGUUAUGAACAGCUCUUGGUCAAACGGUCCAGCGCCCAACGGGUGGCGGGGUCACCCUGGCAUGGGCGGAUUUCCAUCUCAAUCACAGCCUCAACUUCCUUACGGUCGAUCUUCCUUGCCUAAUGGUCAUUCCCAGCUACCGAUAAACCCCCACGAGCCGUUUGGAGGUGUGGGAAGAUCAUCCGUUUCAAGCUCCUCGAUAGGCGGAUUAGGAGCCAGAUCUGGAUCGGGACCGGGUGAUAGUCGCGAGAGAAGGAGGGAAAGAGAAAGGAGGGAUAAAGACGAAGAGGCAGAUGACCAAGACGCCAUCAGCACGAUUUUCGUGGUCGGAUUUCCUGAUGAUAUGUCCGAACGUGAAUUUCAAAACAUUUUCAUCUUUGCAAAUGGUUUCGAAGCAGCUACCCUCAAAUUCCCCUCUGGUACGAUUCGCCGAGAGCCCGCUGCCGCUUUGCUCGAUCAACUAACUCAAUUAGCUGCCGCCCAAGCCCAAGCCCAAGCAGCGGGUGAACCUGGUCUCGAUUUCCCGUUCUCACAGCCGGCACUCGAAGAAGCUAUGGCAUCACUGACUAUGGCUGCGACCGCUUCCACGUCGGCAUCUACCACUCCAUCAGCUCCUAUGUCUCUAACCCCUUCCGUCCCAUCAGGACCGAUGCUUGGCAACCCUGCAAUGCCUACUCGACGUCAGACAAUCGGAUUUGCUCGCUUUAAGACACGCGCAGAUGCUUUAGCAGCUCGAGAGCACCUACAAGGCAGAAAGAUUGAUUCGCUCACUGGAGCCACACUUAAGGCUGAAAUGGCUAAGAAGAACUUGCAUACUAAGAGAACGACAUCAGGAGAAGAAUUAGUGGGAUUAUUGCUUCGGUCUGGUCGAUUGGCUAAUCUAGUCGGCAAUCCUGGGUCUCAAGUCGGUACUGGGUCAAUAUCACACCCCCUGCCAGGUAGCCAGUCGACUACCUUGCCAUCUCAGCAACUUCUUCCUUCCGCCAAAGAGGCUUGGGACUCAUGGCCAGCUUCGUCUCCCAAUGAAAGGGAACGUUCGGUCACGGAUGAAGGCAAAACCAUGCCUCCUCAACCUCAUCCAAUUCAGACCCAACAUCUGAGUCAUUCUCAGGGCUUUUCUUCGACCGAUUCACCAUUGCUGUCAAAUCAACAACAAGUUUUUCAGCCGUCUAUGUCCAGCAGUUCCGCGAACCAGUCUUCGUCUCAAUCGAAUCCAUCAGCGUCUCCCUCCCUUUCAGUCAAAUCGCCAGCUCAGCGGACAUCUGAUUCGAAAGCUUUAUUGGCAUUGGCGGAAGAAGCAGAUGAACUCGAGGGAUGGAGUGUGAACGGUGCUGUUGGUAUUGGCAUGAUGGAUGGGUAUCACGUCAACCGUCCCACGGGUACCGGAAUGGGCCAACGCGCUCCUGAGGGAUUAGGAACGCAAGGUUUCCCCAACAUUGGGGAUGGUUUCGGAUCAAGAUCAUCAGCACAGCAAGACCCGUACGGGACCAGUCCGCCUGGUGGUAGCGACAUGAUGUCUGAGAACGGAAGAGGCCUUUUGAGUGGGAACAAUCCGGCUGAUCAAAAUCCACCAAUUAAUACUCUGUACGUAGGGAACCUUCCCGCUAUCUCGCCUCCUACACAUCCACCCAACUUCCUAGAAGAAUCUCUCCGCGGUUUGUUUUCACGAAGUCCAGGUUUCAAGCGAAUGUCUUUCAGGCAGAAGAUCAACGGACCCAUGUGCUUUGUCGAGUUUGAAGAGGUGAUUUAUGCUAGUCAAGCGAUCAAGGACCUGUAUGGUCAUAAUCUGGGAGGUCUCGUCAAGGGAGGCAUUCGUCUCUCCUACUCCAAGAAUUCUCUUGGUCAAAGAGGCAACGCCCAUCCUUCUUCUCUCAACCCCUCGAUGUUUGGUGGUAUUGCACACACCGUUGCUCUCGCUGGAAUGUCCAUGACGUCGCCGACAACUGCUUCGGCCCAACCAAUACCCAUAAACAAUGGUCAAGGAGGCUCGCUGCCCGUAUCCGCUGGGGCAAAUGUAUCGUACGGGCUGCAGCUUCAGCAGGGAGGACCUUCACAAGGCCACCAAUCUCCAGCUACGGCUUCUAUUUCUGACUCCCGACGUGACGCGAAUGGGCCCUCCAGUCAAUCGACUAGCUUGUCGCCCACGGCACAACCGUUCAACAUAUCACUGCCUAACCCUGCUUCCCCUCGUUCUCGCUACUUCACGGCGAAUCCUCCAAGUAAGGCGCCUUCUCCUUCGGACGCGCCUUCCUCGUCUUUUUCCGGAUCAUCAUCAGCCGUACCCAUCCCUUCCGCCAAUGCGUCUUUUCAGCCAUUCUCUUCCUCCAACACAUCAUCUGGGUUCAGUCCGGUGUCCUCCCCCAAUUGGACACCGGCGAGCUUUAGCUGGAAGUCCAGUGGAGCGGCUGCGAGUAGUGGUGUCGGUGGUUUCGGAGGGUUCGACUUUGUUGGUGCGGGAACAGCAUUAGGCAGUUUAAAUGGAGCUGCUAGUGCCUGGGGAGCUGGAUCAGGCUCAAGCGGGGAGAGAAGGGAAUAG